GCCUCGGGGGGCGCCGUAGGCUCGGGGAGGCUGCGGCGAUGGACGUGAACCAGCCGAAGCAGGAACAUCUCCUGGCGCUGAAAGUGAUGAGGUUAACGAAGCCCACUUUAUUCACCAAUGUUCCAGUGACUUGUGAAGAAAGAGACUUGCCAGGAGAUCUAUUUAAUCAGCUCAUGAAAGAGGACCCUUCUACUGUAAAGGGAGCAGAAACUUUAAUGCUAGGAGAAAUGUUGACUUUGCCUCAGAAUUUUGGAAAUAUAUUUUUGGGAGAGACAUUUUCCAGUUAUAUCAGCGUACAUAAUGAUAGUAACCAAGUUGUCAAGGACAUACUGGUAAAGGCUGAUCUUCAGACAAGUUCUCAGCGUCUAAACCUUUCAGCUUCCAGCGCGGCAGUGGCAGAACUUAAACCUGAUUGUUGUAUUGAUGAUGUUAUUCACCAUGAAGUAAAGGAAAUAGGAACACACAUCUUAGUGUGUGCCGUAAGUUACACAACCCAGGCAGGAGAGAAGAUGUACUUCAGAAAAUUCUUCAAAUUUCAGGUUCUCAAACCAUUAGAUGUGAAAACAAAGUUCUACAAUGCUGAGAGUGACCUCAGUUCUGUGACAGACGAAGUAUUUUUGGAAGCUCAAAUUCAGAAUAUUACAACCUCUCCAAUGUUUAUGGAGAAGGUUUCAUUAGAGCCAUCUAUUAUGUACAAUGUAGCAGAACUAAAUACUGUCAACAAAGCUGGGGAAAGCAUUUCUACUUUUGGCUCAAGGACUUACUUACAGCCUAUGGAUACUCGUCAAUAUUUAUAUUGCCUAAAACCCAAGCAAGAAUUUGCAGAAAAAGCUGGAGUGAUUAAAGGUGUUACAGUAAUUGGUAAACUAGAUAUUGUGUGGAAAACAAACCUAGGGGAACGAGGAAGGUUGCAGACCAGUCAGCUCCAAAGAAUGGCCCCAGGUUACGGUGAUGUCAGGCUUUCCUUGGAGACAAUACCAGACACUGUAAAUCUAGAGGAACCUUUUGAUAUUACAUGUAAAAUAACAAAUUGCAGCAGUGAAAGGACUAUGGAUCUGAUACUGGAAAUGUGCAAUACUAAUUCCAUCCACUGGUGUGGAGUUUCAGGAAGGCAACUUGGAAAGCUACACCCCAGUUCAUCCCUCCAUCUUGCACUUACACUAUUGUCUUCAGUGCAGGGACUACAAAGUGUUUCUGGCUUAAGACUGACAGAUACAUUUUUGAAGAGAACAUACGAGUAUGAUGAUAUUGCACAAGUCUGUGUAGUUUCUUCAGAAGUAAAAGAAGAAAGCUGAAGAAAAAUCCUGUAAUACUUCUGCUCUGGUUUUAGACCAACUUCCUACAUCUUACAGCUAAAUGGCAGGCAGCCGAAUGUUAAAAAAAAAAAAGAACUGUACCUAUCCAUAAACAAUGCAAGCAUGUUUAUUUAACUUUCUUCUCCAAGCAUUUUUGGGAUGUUUUAAAAUAUGUUUUAAAGAGAUAAUUAUAUAUAUAUAUAUAUUUUAUCUAUUAUUUGACAAUAAAGCCUUUAAAAUAAUGUCUAAGAAUGGAGCUUUGUCAAGUUAUAAUGCAAUACUAUGUGGAAUGUUCAGCCAGUUUAAAGAUUACAAGUUAUUCAUGUUUUGAAAUGGCUGCCAUGACUGUAGAACUGUAGCCUGUAGCCUACUUGAACCUGGAGAGACUAGUCGCUAAGUGAUACAUUCUUGUAGUGCAAGUCUCACUUUUGCCCCUCUCUCUCAAUGGCAUACCUUGGACUGACUGCACUCUGCAGGUUCUCUUCUUUUUGCUUACUCACACAUGCUUGUUCAUCACUUUUCCCUAGACUUCUUGCUUACUGUAAUACUUCAUAUUCCCCAAUCAGUAACUCUGAUCUUUAUUACAGAAUAUAUACAUUAAUUUGAAAAAGUUAGUUGCUGAAUGUUUGAUAAUUACACUGGCCCUCCCCCUUCUCACUCACUCCCUGCCUCUUUUCCCCCUCCCCCCCCCCCAUUAUUUUUGCUGAUAUUUUUACAUAAGUAAAUGUGGAACUGUUGCAGUUGUGGGUCUUUACAGCCUUAACAAAGGCUUGCAUUUACCAUUCUUAGUCAAGCAUUCAUAAAUUAGGAAAUGCCAAACUAAGACGGUCAGUGUCGCAUUAAAUAGAUGAUGAAAUGCCUUGAUAUUGAAAUGCAGUUUAAAUUAAAAUUGCCCCCUUCCCCUUAAAUCCUCUAGUACAUCAUGAUACAAUUCUUAACUUUGUGGGCCUGUGUCUUACUCAGUAUUCUGAAAUAACACUCACUAACAAACUUCUAUUCAAUAUUUUUUUCUCUUUCACUGUUCUAUGUGGAAUCUUCUGGUAUUUUUAGCCAUUUUAAACUUUAGCAUGUGUCUUAACUAUGCGCAUAGUAUGACCUGAGACACAAAGCUGGACAAGUUUGGGUAUGUUUUCAGAGGUGUCACAAAGCACAUCCUGGCAUAGCAGUAGUCACACCACCAAAUCCAGUCUCUUUAGCAAAGCAAGAAUAGAAUUUAUUAAGGCCACUAGAAUUUACCAAAGUUCAGUUAACAUUUAAGAAUAAUUUUUUUUUAUCUUUUGUUCUCACAGAGGCUGAACUUUUUUCAGAAAACUUCAGCCAAAGGAAGGUCCCCAGCAUGGAAGGCUUCAGCCCAAACUGGAAGAGUUGAGCAAUAUUAAAAGCAAGGUCUUAUAAUGAGACAUGGCAGGGAACUUUAUAGCAGCUGUUGUGAGCAGACUUGCCUAUAGUAAAAAACAGGAGGAAGGUUAUGCUCACUGACCUGUCACACUUCUCAACAAUGUAGAAACUUAGAAAAUUUGUCAAAAUUGCUAGUCAUACUUAAUGAGUAAACUCAAGUUGAAUGUUCAGCUCCUCUUAAGUCAAACUACUUGCCCAAUGAGUUAAGCCAGCAGUUCCCAAACUCUUGACAGAUUACGAACCACCAACUUGAUACAUUUUGUAAAUUUUUCAUUUCAACUGUAAGUACCACCAGCAAAUUUUUCUCAUAUAAUUCUAAUAAAUCUGUUAAUGCGUACCACUGGUGGUAUGCAUACCACAUACUGGGAACUGCUGAGUUAGGCUAUAGCAUUUUAGGACCAGGCCACUUCACCAGUCUCUUAGCUGCUUAGCGCUAAAAGUAUUUUUUUAUUCUAAGAAGUCUCAAAGAAAGCAAGUACUAUCUUUUUUUAGUACUGCUUAAAAUCCUUGGCUGUUUGCAGACUUUACAAAAAAAAGUGCUUUACCACAAUACUUUUUUUCAUUAGAAACAUGCUGCUGUUACUUCAGCCUGGCUCUGCAGCGUCUGUAUAGAUCCGGUACUUCAGUGGGGCUUUUGACUCUUUUAGCUAAAGCUGAUUUAAUCAGCUGUUAGAUGAAAGUUCCAAAAAGCCCCACUAAAGCAUCUGAUCUAUGCAGAUGUUGAGCAAGCCAAGUCCAGCUAAUAUGCUGCCUCUUCUGGGCAUGCGCUCGGCUUGGUGUAGGAGAGUGCGGAAUUUAGUGCCAUUUGUGUGUGCAUGUAGUGCUUUGUUUUUGUUUUUUUAACAUCUGCAAGCAGCCAUUGCAAUUAGGCCAAUCUAUGCAAGAGGUACUAUAGUAUAAUGAAUGAAAGGGAAAUGCUAUCUACUCUAAGUUUCUUGUACCAAUUUUUAGCAAAUCAUAUAGUUAGUUGUUUGUCUUGUCUGGAAAAUGCUUGGAAGGUUAGGUCCAGCCACUUCCUUUGAGAAGUUGCCUUGCCUGGUUCAGAGGUCAAAUCAGAAAACUCCAUUGACAUGGCCUUCUUCCCCCUAAGGCUGCUGAAUUAAGUAAAUGGCAUUUCACUUCCAAAUAAUGGUGAUUUUUACAUGUGUCCUUUAAAAUUACUUCUUGUAUGAACCAGUGUCAAACGUACCUGCCAUUUUUUUGUAAUGUGACUUUGUUGGUCAGAAUGAAAGGCCACAACUUCUAUACAGAAGUAGUCACUUAUUUUCUAAAAAUGCUGUUAAAACUAAAACUUUGAUCUCCUUGUAACAAGAUUCUCAUGCUCUUUACAUUCAGCCUGUAGCUGAAACUAUGGUUCCAGUCCUAGUCUCUUUGCAAAUUACCUCCUUUCCAUAAGACAUGCAGACCCAAGAAGGUAAGGUUGCCUUGCACUUCUUUUUCUUCCUCCCAUUCAAAUAACUAGCUUGUAGGUCCAACUGCUUGAGCUAGGGUUAAAAAAACCAUACACAAUACCCUAUAUGUCCCUUCUAAGAUGCAGUUGAAUACAGAAUAGAAUGCCCUCAUGUAAUGCAAUGUCUAGUCUCUGUCAAGCUAAACAGAGAUGGGUAAAUCAAAACUAUACAGAAAAACUGAAAAUAACGUUAGUUUAUGCCUAUCUUCAUACUGAGCCAACAGCUUUAAGGAGAUGGAACUGUGUUAGUGUAUAAUUUCUGGUAGAAGAUGCAGAAAUGAUGGACAAAUCAGAUGCAAGAUUACUUGUAUCUGCAAAUAGGACAGAUUUUCUUCAUAAAUUGCAGAUACAAUUCUCUUUCACCAUCAACAUAAAUGAUCAAAUUUUAGGUCAACAAGGAAAGUUUUAAAUGCACCCUUGACUAUGGAUAAAUUACCUUAGUAAAUGAAGUAGAAAGUGUUAUCAUGCAAAUAAUUCAGUUCUGUGCUGGAAGUGUGGUUAAUAUAUUUAAUAAAGAGAGAGGUAUUUUGCCAGUAAACAUAGAAGAAAACAAACAUUCCUAUACAAACCCAUCUGAAAAUUCACAUCUUAACAGAAUGUCAAAAAAUGUAUUCUUUUCUCUUCUCCAGGGAUUAGCAUGCAGUUUUGCUGCUGAACUAGUAAAAAUACAAAACCACUUAAGUUUUAAAUGCACAAUUAUUUAUUAAAUUCUGUGAUAAAGUAUAUCGUUAAUCUCAAAUUAAAGCAGUACUUGUUUAGAUUGUGGUUUACCACUUCGGUUUCAGUAUGAAUUGUUCAAAGUAAAGUGCAAUUACAUAUUGUAAGACUCUCCUCACCCUGUGAUUAUGUCAUAUGACUUUGUGAAAUAAUCUAGGCUGUUUAGGACAAAAUAGAUUUUUGCAUGAAUGAACCCUUUGUUCCUAGAUGCAAAUGGAAACAAAGACUUUAAAUGACAGCUAUUCUCACUGAGGAAUGUCAGUGUUGUGGGUUUUUUUAAAACUCUAAAGCUUCCUUCUGUUCAUAUAUUAAAAAGAAUAAAUGUUUACAGAUUGCACUGUG
This is a messenger RNA of Alligator mississippiensis (American alligator), 5202 nucleotides long. It is a transcript of the gene TRAPPC13, whose product is annotated as trafficking protein particle complex subunit 13. Bases 39 to 1295 code for a protein of 418 amino acids. The transcript is spliced from 13 exons. The record is from RefSeq and is a predicted model, not a curated record. Gene Ontology annotation, cellular component: TRAPPIII protein complex. NCBI's taxonomy places the organism in Eukaryota, Metazoa, Chordata, Crocodylia, Alligatoridae.